ACCAUAUAAAUACCCCCCACUUCGCACUCUUUACCUAGUGCUGCGUACUGCUAUUUGCUAAUCCUUAGUUCAGAAACAACAACAAAAAGAAGCGAAAAAUGGAGCAGACUUUCAUCAUGAUCAAGCCUGAUGGUGUCCAACGUGGCUUGGUUGGUGAGAUUAUUGGAAGAUUUGAGAAGAAAGGAUUCACUUUGAAGGGCUUGAAGCUCAUUACUGUGGAUCGCGCUUUUGCUGAAAAGCAUUACGCAGACUUGUCUGCCAAGCCUUUCUUUAAUGGGCUUGUUGAGUAUAUUGUUUCUGGCCCUGUUGUUGCUAUGGUCUGGGAGGGUAAGGGUGUAGUUACCACCGGCAGGAAGAUCAUCGGAGCAACAAACCCCUUGGAGUCUGCUCCUGGUACCAUCCGUGGUGAUUAUGCUAUUGACAUUGGCAGGAACGUUAUUCAUGGAAGUGAUGCUGUUGAGAGUGCAAGGAAGGAGAUUGCUCUUUGGUUCCCCGAAGGAGUUGCAGAGUGGCAGAGCAGCCUUCACUCUUGGAUCUAUGAAUAGAAAAGUUUUAUGAAUUUAGAACUCUAGUCAUGGCCUGCCUAUUUAGUUGUAACUUAUGAACUUUGUCUGUCAUUUGAGUCCAGAAGUUUGUUUUUUAAGAUUAGAAGUUUGUUUUUUAAGGUUUACUAGCGUUCCCUGCUUCAAGAAUAUUUAAGAAGUGAUAUUUGAUGUUUUAUGUUUCAUG
Messenger RNA from Lycium barbarum (goji berry), 729 nucleotides. RefSeq names its product nucleoside diphosphate kinase 1. Gene Ontology annotation, molecular function: nucleoside diphosphate kinase activity. The record is from RefSeq and is a predicted model, not a curated record. The coding region runs from base 99 to 545 and encodes 148 amino acids. The transcript has 4 exons. Gene Ontology annotation, biological process: CTP biosynthetic process; UTP biosynthetic process; GTP biosynthetic process. NCBI's taxonomy places the organism in Eukaryota, Viridiplantae, Streptophyta, Magnoliopsida, Solanales, Solanaceae.